GGAACCGCGGGCAGCUGUCCAGCCGGUCGCGUAGCGGACAUGGCGGGCUCCCGGCUCCCUCGGCAGCUCUUCCUCCAGGGUGUGGCCGGCGUCUUUAUGUUCGCCUUCGCUUCCCUCUACACGCAGAUCCCGGGCCUCUAUGGCCCUGAGGGCAUUCUGCCUGCUCGGAGGAUGCUUCGGCCACAGGGCAAGGGACACUGGCAGCAACUGUGGGAGACACCAACACUGCUGUGGGAGGCACCAAGGCUGGGGCUGGACACAGCCCAGGGCCUAGAACUGCUGAGCCUGUUAGGCACAGUGCUGGCCCUGGGUGCCCUGCUUCUGCGUCCACUGCGCCACCCCCUCGUCUAUCUGCUGCUCUGGGCUGCUUACCUGUCAGCCUGCCAGGUGGGCCAGGUGUUCUUCUAUUUCCAGUGGGAUUCCCUGCUGCUGGAAACAGGCUUCCUGGCUGUGCUGGUGGCCCCGCUGAGGCAGUUCCCCAACCGUAAGCAGGCCCAGGGUGGGCUGACAGGGGCCUUGCCCCAUGAAGGCCUUCCCUUCUGGCUCGUGCGCUGGCUGCUGUUUCGCCUCAUGUUUGCCUCGGGUGUGGUCAAGCUGACCAGCCGCUGCCCCACGUGGUGGGGACUCACUGCCCUCACCUACCACUAUGAGACACAGUGCCUGCCCACACCUGCUGCCUGGCUUGCCCACCACCUGCCCGUCUGGCUGCACAAGCUCAGCGUUGUAGCCACGUUCCUCAUUGAGAUCGCCGUGCCCCCUCUGUUCUUCGCUCCCAUUCGCCGCCUGCGCUUGGCCGCCUUCUACGCUCAGGUGCUGUUACAAGUCCUCAUCAUCAUCACUGGCAACUACAACUUCUUUAACCUGCUGACCCUGGUGCUCACCACUGCCCUCCUGGAUGACCAGCACCUGACUGCUGAGCCUGGUCUUGGCCGCUAUAAGAAGACACCCACCUCCUGGCCCAAGGCCCUGCUUACCACACUAUCCUUGCUGCUGGAACUGGCCGUCUAUGGACUGCUGGCCUAUGGCACUGUGCACUACUUUGGCCUAGAGGUUGACUGGCAGGAGCACGCCAUCCACUCCAGAACCACUUUCACCUUCCACCAGUUCUCCCAGUGGCUGAAGACAGUGACCCUGCCCACUGUGUGGCUGGGGGUGGCCUCCCUGGCCUGGGAGCUGCUGACUGCCCUCUGGAGGUGGACCCAGGUGCGGGGGUGGCUGCCGAAGCUCCGUGCUGCUAUCCAGCUUUCCAUCUUGGGUGCUGCCACAGUGGCCUUGUUCUUGAUCAGCCUGGUGCCCUACUCCUACGUGGAACCUGAGACCCACGGGCGCCUCUGGACUGGAGCUCACCGCCUCUCCGGUGCUGUGGGACACCUGCAGCUUGCCAACUCAUAUGGCCUUUUCCGACGGAUGACUGGCCUGGGUGGGCGCCCUGAGGUGGUGCUGGAGGGCAGUUACAAUGGACACCACUGGACGGAGAUCGAGUUCAUGUACAAGCCUGGGAAUGUGAGCCGGCCGCCCCCUGUCGUGGUGCCCCACCAGCCACGCCUGGAUUGGCAAAUGUGGUUCGCAGCCCUGGGCCCACACACACACAGCCCCUGGUUCACCAGCCUGGUUCUCCGCCUGCUGCAGGGCAAGGAGCCAGUGAUCCACCUGAUCCAGAACAACAUCACCAGGUACCCCUUUCACAAGCAGCCACCCGCCUACAUCCGAGCCCAGCGGUACAAGUACUGGUUCUCACAGCCUGGAGAGCAGAGAUGCUCCUGUUGCAGCAGGUGGUGGCGUCGGCAGUGGGUGGAGGAGUUCUUCCCACCUGUGUCCCUGGGGGAUCCAGCGCUGGAGACACUGCUCAGGCAGUUUGGGCUUCAGGACAAGAGCCCACCCCGGGCCCGCAACCCCCGCAGCGCCCUGGUUCAGGCCCUCCACUGGGUGCGGACCCAGCUGUCUCCCAUAGAGCCUCCCACCCUGCUCUGGGGGCUCCUAGGGGCCGUGGGGGCUGUCAGAGUCAUGCAGGCCCUGUUAGUAUCCCGGUCACUCAGAUCCUCCCCCCAAGACAGAGGGGAGAAGCCCAAGCCAGCCCUCAAGAAGAACUCUGGAGCUGCCUCUGAACAGGCCAGCCGAGCCACCGACAACUUCAGCAGCAGUUCCCGGCCUGCCCGGCAGAAAAAGUAGCUUCAUGUUCUCUCAUCCACAUAUCCUCAGAGGGUUGGGUCCCUGCGGAGUUCUGACCUGCGGGACACGGCCCAGCCACCGUGCCUUAGCUGAUCCUCCCAGGACAGACACAGGCUGGGGUGCUGCCCACUGAGGUUGCUACCUUGAGAGCCACAGGUCCUCCAAGGCUACCACCUUCCUCCCCAGUCACUCCCCCACCCCUGUUGCCUUGGCCGUCGGCUUGGGAGGUGGACAUGUAGCCCAGUGCUGGAUCCUUCCUGGGACACUGAAGUCAGUGCAUGGAGGCCCUGCUCCUUCCCUGGGCCAGAGGGUCUGAGUCUGGAGCCCCUGACCCCAGUGCCCAUGUGGGGGGAUAAGGUGCACUCAUUAAGGAGGAGAGCAGGCAGAGCAGCCGCCUGUGGUAUCACCACACCAGCUGCCAUCCUUCAAUGCUCCCACCAAUAAAGGUGUCCUUCAUGCUU
Marmota monax (woodchuck) is the source of this 2630-nucleotide messenger RNA. RefSeq names its product lipase maturation factor 2 (gene Lmf2). The record is from RefSeq and is a predicted model, not a curated record. Gene Ontology annotation, biological process: protein maturation. The coding region runs from base 40 to 2169 and encodes 709 amino acids. NCBI's taxonomy places the organism in Eukaryota, Metazoa, Chordata, Mammalia, Rodentia, Sciuridae. The transcript has 14 exons. Gene Ontology annotation, cellular component: endoplasmic reticulum membrane.